Molecule: messenger RNA, 543 nt
Organism: Mitosporidium daphniae
Lineage: Eukaryota; Fungi; Microsporidia
Product: adenylyl-sulfate kinase
Exons: 4
Coding region: 1-543 (180 amino acids)
Biological process (GO): sulfate assimilation
Molecular function (GO): adenylylsulfate kinase activity
Source: RefSeq, a predicted model, not a curated record
AUGUAUUGCAUUUGGUUCAGCGGUAUCCGCCGAGCUGGGAAGACAACGGCAGCAAUUGCUUUGAAAUUAUGCCUUAAGGAGCAAUACAACAUGCAUGCAGUUCUGGUUGACAUCGAUGAUUUAAAAGCAACGCUAAAUGAAGACCUGAAAUUCUCCAGAAACGAUCAAAGAGAGAAUAUGAGGAGGAUAGCACAUGUUGCAAGAAUUUUCUGCAGCGAAAAUAUCAUAUCAAUCGUAACAUGCAUAUCCCCGUUCGCUGAGGAUCGAAGAAUGACGAGAGAAAUUUUUAAGCGAGAAAGUAUAGAAAUGAUACACAUCUUGCUGGACAUCCCAAUACAUGUAGCGAAAGAACGAAAUCCAAAGGCUCUGGAUGAAAAACAAGAACAGGGGAUAAUAUCAGGUGAUGAUGAUGAAGUCUUUCUAAUACACGCCCCGUUUGAGAGACCAGAUAACUGUAACUUGGCUAUUCGAACGGAUCAAUUUUCUAUUCCAGAAACGAUGGAAUUGGUUCUUAAAGCAUCAGGCAACAUUGGGCUUUUGUAA